This is a messenger RNA of Anguilla rostrata (American eel), 9378 nucleotides long. RefSeq names its product transcription factor TFIIIB component B'' homolog. NCBI's taxonomy places the organism in Eukaryota, Metazoa, Chordata, Actinopteri, Anguilliformes, Anguillidae. The transcript has 39 exons. The record is from RefSeq and is a predicted model, not a curated record. Bases 161 to 6937 code for a protein of 2258 amino acids. Gene Ontology annotation, biological process: RNA polymerase III preinitiation complex assembly. Gene Ontology annotation, molecular function: TFIIIC-class transcription factor complex binding. Gene Ontology annotation, cellular component: transcription factor TFIIIB complex.
CCUCUUAAAGGUAGCGGUAUGGUUUCUGAAUGCAAAGCAUGGCUCAUGCAAGAAGCGUGACAGUGUGACAACUAACUACAACAUUCGGAUUACUGGUGUCUGGACCGAACGCUUUAAUGGUUGAUCACUUGUCAAAUUACAUGCUUGUGGAACUGGAAAGAUGAUGCGCAGAUCGAGGAUCAGCGUGCGACCCAACAUCGCGAGGCCCGGGGGCAGGGGUCUUCCUGGCUCCCAGGAAGGUCAGCAUGGUCAGGGAGCAGCAGCUGUGGACACCACCCAUGCGGCUGGGACAGAGGGAAAGGGGGCAGACAGUGCAGCAGUCAUAGAUCCCGGUCAGCCCGUGGAACAGUCUGCUGAGACUGCAGCAGGGCUAAACACCUCCCAGGAUACAUCGCCAGAAAAAAUAAUUUUCCCUGACUUGGGUGAAGAAGAUCAGAAUGGGGGGACCCCUAAUGACAGACCCCUCAUGUCCACAACGCCUCAGAGGAGGAAACGUUUCUCAGCCAUGCCUAACCUGUCCAAACCCAGGGCGACCCCUGCACCGAGGACACUCAAAUCCCCCCUCCCUGCAGCCCCAAGUCAGCCCCCCCCUUCCAAGCCAGCAGCCCCACCCACCCCCGCAGAACCCCCAGACCCCGUACCUGAAGACCAAGCAGCGGAAAGCAGCGGAGCCAAGCAGGGUGUGGGAUCCCCUGGUGUGGGGUCCCCCGGUGUGGAGUCCCCUGGUUUGGCUGUUUUGGGGGAUCAGGUCACAUCGCAGGACCAGACUGGACCUGUAUCACCAGUGGCUCCGACCACUUCCUGUUCAGAACCCCCCUCAGAGAAGAAUAAGAAAAGAACGAGAAAGUCUUCUGGUCGACAGAGCGUGUCACCGGAGAGCAAAGCCAGCAGCAGCCAACCUGUCCAAUCGGAACCUAUCCCGAGCUAUGGGAAGCUGUCGCCCAUCAACGCAUCGCCACAGGAGGGGCCCUCAACGCAGCAUUAUCCCCUGAAAUUGGUGGGUCCCCUCGAGGAUCGUAGGAGGAUCGCGAAAGCUCGAAAGCUGAAGGAAAUGAUGCGAUUAGAGAACAGGAAGGAGAAGAGUCAGAGGAAAAGCAAACCCCAUGAGGAUGACUUCAGCUCACCUUUAGACCACAGCAAGAUGACUAUGAGGGACCUCAUCUAUUACCUGCCGGAAACCAACCCUAUGAAGUCAGCUGUAAUGGAAGAACAGAAGCAAGAUGAGCAGUUCACUCCACCAUUUCCCAGCCAAGAGUUGCCACCGACUAAGCCGGAAGUGGAAGAGGAGGAAGAUGAGGAAGAUGAUGAUGGCGCCAUGAAGGAUGAGGAUCUGUUGGUGCCCAAGGUGAAAGUGGCAGAAGAUGGCUCCCUGGUUAUUGAUGAAGAAAGCUUAACAGUACGGGUAACGAGGGCCCAAGGCCCCAGCAUUGUGGAGGGGAACGACCCCGUCUUCGAGCGCGGCUCCACCACCACCUACACCAGCUUCAGAAACCUGAAGUACAGCAAGCCCUGGUCCGACAAAGAGACCGACAUGUUCUACCUGGCUCUCAGCAUGGUCGGAUCGGACUUCUCUAUGAUGUGCCAUCUUUUCCCCCAUCGCGACCGGAAGGAGGUCAAGAACAAAUUCAAAAGAGAGGAGAAGACCAGCUCGUGGAGAAUUGACAAAGCCUUCAGAGAGAAGCGACCCUUCGACAUGGAGUUCUUCAGCUCGCUGCUGGAACUGGUCUUGGCCGCAGACAAGAGGAAGAGAGACAAAUCCAAACCCAAAGGCUCGUCUGGGGAAAAACCGAAACGCAAGCGAAAAUGCAAGAAGGCUUCAGUGAAGGGAGGCAGUGAGGGCCAGGCCGCUAAAGAUGGCGAGCUGGACUGUGAUGUUGCCGAGGGCAACUUGGAGACGGCUGAGAAGGAGAAUGAGGACUGCUCCAACGUUGCCAAGGCCGAAGACUCCAAGAAGGGCACUAGAAAGACGCGAAAGCGUGUGAAGAAGAGCGAGGGAGAGGAGCAAGAAGAGGAGAAGCCCGACUCAACCGAAAACCAGGAAGAAGAAGUGAAACCAAAACGACGGAAAAAAAUGGCUAAUGGCAAGAAGGCUUCAGUGAAGGGUGCCAGUGAGGGUCAGGCCACUGGAGAUGGCGAGCUGGACGCCGAUGUUGCUGAGGGCGACAUGGAGACGGCUGAGAAGGAGAACGAGGACUGCUCCAAAGACUCCACCAAAGGCACUAGAAAGAAGCGCAAGCGCGUGAAGAAGAGCGAGGAAGAGGAGCAGGCGGAGGAGGACCCCAACUCAGCCGAAGAGCAAGAAGUCAAAGUGAAGAAAAAACGGCAGAAAAAAAUGGCAAAUGGCAAGAAGGCCUCAUUAAAGGGAACCGAUGAGGACCAGCUGUCUCCUGAUGUGGAGGUGGGCGAUGGCGUUGCCGAGGGAGACUUGGAGGCGAGCGAAGAGAAGGAUGAGGACGGCUCCAAUGUUACCGACGCUACGAACACUGCCACGGCCACGAGAAAGAAGUGCAAACGCGCAAAGAAGGGUGAGGAAGAGGAGGACCAGGAGGAAGAGGAGCCUGACUCAACCAAAGAGAAAGCAGAUGGACGAAAGAAAAAACAGAGUGAAAAGAAUCCAGAUGACGGAGCCAUUUUGGUCAACGUCACAGAGAAGGAAGUUGCCAGUGCCCAAUCAGAUGCUAAAGAGGCCGUGGGGUCCGAGACGAUGGGCAGCACAGUGGAGGGACAGCUGGUUGAACCGGUCCGGGUCCCCAGUGCAGAGGCCGAGCCCAGCUUGGUGCGAGGGAGAUCGACAGAGAACAUUCCAGACUCUGAGGAGAAGACAUUAGACAGUAGCAGGAGAGAAGAGGAGGAAUGCCGGGCGGAUGAUGUCUCUCUAUUCGAGAUUUCUGAUUGCAGUGCUCUCUUGGAGGGUGUAUUUGCGAUUGACGGGAGCACUCUCCCGCUCACUGACGAGGAGAGUCCAGAGGGAGACCAGCAGGGGGCGCCUGAUGUCUCACUCACAGAUGGACAGAAGCUGAUAAACAAUUCCAGGGUUGAAGGCCAGGAGUCUUCCUCUCUUCCACCCCCUGAGGCCACCUCCCCCAAAGGGCGUGGCCAGCUGCCGGAAACGGAGCUGUGGCCAAGGGCGGGGACACAUCAGGAGAGCCAUCCCUCGAGCAAACUGAACAUGGGGGAACGCAGUGAGGAAGAGGACCACGAUGAAGGAGGGUGGGAAGAUACGGAGGUGGAGGAGGAGGAGGAGAAGGAGGUACAGGACCAGGUCCAGGUGGAAGAACAGGGUUCUCCCUGUCAUACGGAGAUACUGAGCCAGGAGCAGGUGUUGGUGCCCCUAGGUUUACAUUCACUGGAACUGCUGUCCAAUGAGCUGCAGAUCCCCGCGGGCGUGUCCGAUGCCCCAGGCCCUGGCGCGUCUGCAGAUGCCCAGCGGUCCGUGCCCGGGUGCGAGCGGGCAGAGGACGAGUGCGUGGAGCUCUCUGAGCAUCACCUGAACCUGCUGGUUGACGUGAUAGAGUCUUUAUCCCCGCAUCUUGUCGGAGGAAUGCAGGCCGAGGACGAUGACGAGGUGGCCAGGACUCUUCUGACCCUCAGUAACCCUGACCUGCAGUUCCCAACAGAGACCGCAAACGCCCUGGAUCCCCCUAAUUCGGCCCCAGUGGAAGAGCAGGAACCCGAGUCUGAGCAAGCUGGCCAAUCGCAGUGCAGCGGCCAAGCCCCGCAGUCUGUGACCUCUGACCUCCCCGUCACGUCGGCUCCCGUCGAUGAGGUGGAAACGUGUCCUGUUAAAGAGCCCGUCACAUCUGAGGAGGGAGAGAGCGUUGCUACCACCGGGAAUGUGAUGCCUGACAGUGAGCCCUUGUGUUCGGACUCCUUGGUCCAGGGCAGCACCCCCCUGGGGAGGCGGAGCCGGUUCCCCAAACCCCGACUUAACCUGGGCCUGGCGACCCGAGCCCCCCGUACCCCUCUGAGGGGGUCCACCGCACCCCCCUGUCCAGGUCCAGUCUCCUGUGCUGCCCCUCCCACUGUGAACACAGAGUCACCAAUGCCCUCUGAAGAGGAGAGGAGUGACCAAAACCUCAUCACCAACAAGGAGAGUGCCUCCGUUCAAAUUGAGGGAGAGGGGUCUGGCAAAGAGAAACUCCUGGAGCCUGGAGCUUUAAGCACUCAGAGUGAGACCUUGUGUUCGGACUCCUUGGUCCAGAGCGUCCCUCUGGUGAGGCGGAGCCGGUUCCCCAAACCCAGACCCAACCUGGGCCGGUCGACCCGUGCACCCCACACCGCUCCGUCCCAGAACCCCGCAACCCCCAAACCAGUCGAUGACAGCAGUUCCACCCCUCUGGAGGGGUCCAGCACUCUGACACCCGUUCAGGAGUCUCCGACCUGCAGCAGUUCUGACCUGAGUGCUGAGGUCAUUGAUCAGAAGGCUCUGACCGAAGGCUCAUCCGAAACCCAGAACACUGAGGAAGAGAGACCCACAGUUGAAACGGGAGCUGCCAGCAGCAGUUUUAUUGCCCCCCUGGGCCCCUCUCAGCCCUGCCCUGGGCCCUCUUUCACAGAGCCGGUCCCUGGGACAGGAGGGGAGGAAACUGCAGAGGGGGCCCCGGCCAGCACGGGCGUGCCUGAGAACGAGCUGGUUUUGGCGGAUGAGGAUGCUUCAUCAUCGGCGGACGAGUCCCGGCAGGCUGCUGGAAUCGAAGCCCCGGGCGUCUGUUUCGAUGGCGACGCAAGUGCUUUCAUCACCAAGGAGUGCAUGGAAGGACUCUCUUGGGCGGACGGUGGCGAGGAGGAGCCCACGUUCAUCCUGACGCUGUUCGCUGUCCCUCCCCUGGAGAUAGGAGACUACCAGACCGGGCCAGAGGCGCUAGGUCUGGCCACGGAGAACCCCUUCUCCCCGCCAACGUCCAUGAUCGCGGAUCCCCAAUCCGGACCACUGCCGGCGAUAUCAGAGCCACACUGUGAGUCUCUGUCAGUGGAAACUGCAGAGACGGGGUCAGGGUGUGACUCAGUCACUCACCUGGUCCUAAGCGACGCCCUCAUACCUGUCUGUGAGGAGCAGGAAGAGGGACCAGCACAGCACUGGACUGGCCUACAAGAACUGCGCCCCCACACUGCCCCCUCCCAAACUGCAGGAGAGAAGUCCCUCACUGCUGUCAUGAACAAUGAUGCAGAGGGUCUCCCAGAAUUAUGUGAGGAAGAUCAUGGCAGUCAGAUUGUGGACUCGGUGGCAGAGUCACAUGACCCGGUGGCAGAGUCACAUGAUCCAGUGAUUGAGUCACAUGACCCGGUGAAGGCUGGGACAGAUGGGAUGAGUGAGAGGGACAAACCAUCUCGAGAGAAGAGGAAACCACCUAUCAGGACCAGGAGGGGUAAGCUGCAGGUGAAGCCGUACGUUACUCAGAGGAAGCUCAGAGGCUCUGUGAGAGAUGAGCAGGGCCUCCUUCCUGAGGAAGCAGUGCAACCUGGCCCCUCCCACACACAGCCAGGCCCCGCCCACACAUCCCCACAGAUCCACCAACCCACAGCAACACAAGCUGACACCCAGCAGGAGGAGCCUGCUGCAGGCUCUGAGCUGCUAGGUGUAGAAGAACUGCCGCAGGGGAAUGUGGGCCACUCAGACCUCCCACAGGAGGAACUGGGCUUGCUAGCUGGAGCAGAAGACGAGGAGAGCAUCAGUGGAGGGGUGGAGCCUCUGCUCGGCUGUCAAAGCACACAGGACAGCUGUGAGUCUCUGUCAGUGGAAACUGCAGAGGCGGGGUCAGGGUGUGGCUCAGUCACUCACCUGGUCCUGAGCGACGCCUUCAUACCUGUCUGUGAGGAGCAGGAAGAGGGACCAGCGCAGCACUGGACUGGCCUGCAAGAACAGCGCCCCCACACUGCCUUCUCCCAAACUGCAGGAGAGACGGCCCUCACCGCUGUCAUGGUAACUGCCUGUAACAACGAUGCAGAGGGUCUCGCAGAAUUAUGUGAGGAAGACCACAGCAGUCAGACUGUGGACCCAGCAGUAGAGUCACAUGACACAGCGGUAGAGUCACAUGACCCAGUGGAGGCUGGGACAGACGGGACAAGUGAGAGGGACACCCCGUCCCAAGAGAAAAGGAAACCACCUGUCAGGACCAGGAGGGGUAAGCUGCAGGUGAAGCCGUGUGUUACUCAGAGGAAGCUCAGAAGCUCUGUGAGAGACGAGCAGGGCCUCCUUCCUGAGGAAGCAGUGCAGCCUGGCCCCUCCCACACACAGACUGGCCCCUCCCACACAGAGUCUGGCUCCUCCUACACACCGCCUGGCCCCUCCCACACACCACCUGGCCCCUCCCACACACAGCCAGACCCCGCCCACACCUCCUCGCAGACCCUCCCACCCACAUUGCCACUCCCUGACACCCAGCAGGAGGAUUCUGCUGCAGCCUCUGAGCUGCCUGCUGCUGUGGAGCUGCCGCAGGGGACUGUGGGCCACUCAGACCUCCCACAGCAGGAAGAGGGCGUGGCAGCUGGAGCAGAAGACGAGGAGAGCUGCGAUGGAGAGGAAGGGCACAGCACAACUCAAUCCACAAGCGCCACACUUACAAGGUCUGGACGAGCGCCCAGGGGCUUCCUCUCCUUUCUCUCCGGCGGCAGUGGGGCCGGCCUGGCUUCCCGCCCCGUCAGGCACGUAUCCCAGAAGCCCUCAGUGAAUACCUCACGCACAGGGAGGAGGAGGACUACCGCAGACGCCGUCACGGAAGCAUCCGCCCACAACUCCCCCAGCAGCUCGUCCCCCACCAAAGUCAGCGAGAGCACCUGCUUCAGUGGGCCCUCUGCUGAGCCAACUAACUCUCAGGUCUCAGUGCCUGCCGAGGGCGAGUUCCUCUGUGCAAGACCUUCGGCGACCGAAGAAGAGCCGACCAAGGUGUCGGAGUUCUACUUCCAGGACAUCUUCACAGAGGUCCUGGAGUCGGACUGAGACCAUCACUCCACUACACGGGAUCUACGCUGUCCCCGUCCCCCCCUUUUCCCCUGUCUGCCACAAAUAAUGUGUUGCACAUUUCAAACCUGCAUUUAUAUAUUUAUUUAUUUACGUGUUUUUUUUUUUUUUUUUUAAACAUUGCAAGGGAUUGUUCUGAAGUGAUAUGACUGUGUACGGACCUCAUGUUCAGAUGUCCAGCUACUGUUAAUUUGUUGUGUGUAGAAGCUCUCAGAUAGAAGCUCUCAGGUGUUGUGUGUGUACUCUGAGAAUGUGAACAGUGGUAUACUGUGUGACAGCAUUAUUCCCAGCAAUGGCACAUUAUGAAACUUCAGUUUAAGUCUUUUCAUUUUAAUAGUCAGUCAGUUUUAAUUAUCGGGUUGAUAGUUCAGUAACUGAUAGACAUGAUUAUCUGCUCCUUUCAUAGCAGUUUUGAAGUUCUCAUGAAGAUGGGCCAUUUAUUUUUGUUUCAUGUUUUUUUUUAAUCAUAAGUAAAGCAUAAAGCACUUGGAAUAUAAUACACAAGCCACAGUCUUACAAGCCAAAAAUACUUAAUCACAGGGAGACAUAAGGGCCUUUACUUUAUGUGGAAGGAGGUGUGUGUGUGUGUGUGUGUGUGUGUGUGUUCAUUUAUUAGGAUGUUUUUUUUCUUUCUGGGGCAGUACACAAACAGUGGAAUGAAACGCAAAAGGCUACACUACAACAGAAUCUUCAAAUAUCAAUCAGACCUGUUACUUUACAAUUAGUAAAAAGCUGUUUCAGGUAAUCCACAAUACCACGGGUAGGUUUUCAUCCUUAAAAAUGUCAAAUGGCCUAAAAUGUGUUUUCUGGAAUGGAGUAUUGAAUGGCAGUAUUGAAGAUCUGAAGAUCUUGCAUAAACUAUAUGAGUGUGCUUUCUUCAAAUUAGCUUUUUGUUUGUGUGUGGCGCUUUAUUAAGAAUGUUAUGUUUAUGCUGACUGAAAACACUUUGUCUCAACUGAUACAGAAGCAGAAUCCGAUGACUUGAAAUAACCUGUUCUUGCAAUUGAGCUGACCUUUUGCAUUUACAGUGUAAAUGAGUGUAAAUGUUAUAAUACUAUUACUGGAUCUUGACAGGGAUCAUUAAUGUAUUCAGAUCAGAGUUGUUUGUUUUGCUAUUGAGUAUUGCGAAGAUAGAUUAUUUAUUUUUUUUGGAUGCUUCUAUGGCAAUGAUACUGAGACACGUCUGCCUUAAUUUAUUGCUGUCAGCAUAUUUGUCACUUUAUAAAGAGGUUUAAAGGGCCUCUUAGUGUCUUCCUGUUCAAAAUGGUGCCACUCCUUAGCGUUUACAUGAUUCUUUGUUGGAAGUGACUAUAAGCUCAGGGUUAUAAUUUCAUGACUGUUUACCAUUGAUUAUACAUGCAUUGGAGGAAUGGUUCCUUUUGUGUCUUUUUCUCUUAAGUAUUCUUGUUAGUGAAAUUGACAUAACUCCCACUAUUUUCUUUGCAUCAAAGUUUGUUUACAUGGUCCAGUUAUGUGGUUUGAAAAUUGAUGCUCAGGAAAUAAAGAACGUUACAAGGUAACAGUGUUUGUUUUGGAAGUAAAUUUCCAGUUUUCCCUUGCAUAUAGAAAUAUCUUAUUUUAUCUGCUGUGUGAAUUCAAUUUGUAAAGGAGGGUAGGAAAGAAUGUCCUGUGUAUGUUUUUGUAAAAAUUGAAUUUUAAGUUAUGCAAAUUUUAUUCAUAAACCUGAUAUUGCCUUAAGUGUGCUUUUCUGCUGAACCAAAGCAUCAGCGUGCACUGUAAUGGUGUAAGUUAUCACAUUAAGACAUAUCAUGAAGAGUUCUGUUGUAAAGGAUGGUCUGAUAUUUGCUGAAGUGGAAAAUUCAGGUUCAGAAAGUUCAUCCCAGUAUUUUGUUUCAGUCAAAAUAGGAUUUGUUCAUUAGCACAGUUCUUCAGCAAGGAGGUAGAACUAAUUAAUGCAAUCAACCAGCUGAGCUCAUGGGUGGAAGAAACUCAUAGCAGGACAUUUACUUUUUGACCCCUGGACUUUCUACUUCUUUCACAGCUUGUGAUUUGCGAUUUGUGUCCGUUUCUGAUGCAUUACUGUGAAUGACCUUAGACUGUGAUGAUAAUGGUGGAUAAUGGUGUGCUUAAGUGAAUGUAAUCUUGAUCUGUACUGUAAUUUUUGUUGGCUUUUUAGCAUCGCUGGUGUGAUGCUCAUACAUGGUAACAAAAAUAGAAUGCAUUUUGAAAAAGCUAUUAUUUAUUGAUUGCCUGUUAUAUUUUACUGGAGACAGCUUAAGUUGGAGAGUUGACAGUUCAGAUAAUGUAUUUGCAAGUUUACAAGUAUAUGCUGUGGAGUUCUUUUUUUUCCUAGAAGGUGUUACAAACUUCUAGGUAAGGAAAAUUCUCUGUGUGAAAAAUGUUUGCUUGUCAUGUAGCUAAAUUGACAUACAAUCUAAAUAAAUGUUUUUAUGAGUGUG